This is a messenger RNA of Haliotis rufescens (red abalone), 1131 nucleotides long. Its product is annotated as anti-sigma-I factor RsgI2-like. The record is from RefSeq and is a predicted model, not a curated record. The transcript has 4 exons. Bases 79 to 1131 code for a protein of 350 amino acids. Lineage: Eukaryota; Metazoa; Mollusca; Gastropoda; Lepetellida; Haliotidae.
UCUGGGCCUCAGUAUACACAAGUCUUCAUUACAGUCGACACGUUAAGGACAAAAGGCAUCCUACGGGAUAAAAUCAAAAUGAAGACCAUCAUCUUAAUGUUGAUGUUUUCAUGUGUUUCAUCAGAUUGGCUGUCAGAGAUAGGUGGAGAGCAGGACAGAGUUUUAGCCGGACAUGUGUUUCAGGUAUUUCAGACAGCAACAGUUCGACAGUGUCACCGACUCUGUGGAUAUUCGGGAAAGUGCUUUUCGGCCAACUGGAUCUUGUCAACUGGUGAAUGUCAACUUAGUACCAGUGCCGUAGGUAGCGGUAGUUUGCAAGUGUCCGCGAACAACGUGUACCUUCCGGUUCAUCAAUUUCCCCCACAGACGCACCCAUGCGCUGAUGCACCAUGUGGAUAUGACCACGUGUGUGUCCCUAUCACCAAGUCUACCAACCAUGUAUGUGUACACGUCGACACACACACAAUCAAAUCAACCGGUACGAAUCCUACUAUAGCAACUACUACACCGGCACCAACUUCAACACUGGCACAAACUACAACGCCGACACUAACUAUUACAACACCUGCGCCAACUACAACGCCGUCACAGACGACAACACCUGAACCAACUACAACACCUGAACCAACUACAACACCAGAACCAACGACUUCAACACCUGCUCCAACGACUUCAACAUCUGCACCAACGACUACAACAUCUGCACCAACGACUACAACACCUGCGCCAACGACUUCAACACUUGCGCCAACGACUACAACACCUGCACCAACGACUACAACACCUGCGCCAACGACUACAACACCUGCGCCAACAACAACACCAAUUACUACAACACCUCCACCUACUACAACACCAACUUCUACAACACCCGUCCCAACAACAACACCAGCACCAACUUCCACUACAACUGUACCAACUACCACUACACCCACAACAACUACACAUGAUGGCACGUGCGUUGAUAACAGUGACUGCAGUUCCCUUCCCUUUACAGAGUGUUCAGACAGCCUCUGCGUAUGCACCGUGGGAAGUGACAUGGAUGAUGCCACUGGCAUGUGCAGAUCAUUAGCAGGCACGGGCAUCCUCGGCUCGGUGGCCCGUGCCUCUCCUUGGCAUAUCGCGGGAUAA